Monoraphidium neglectum is the source of this 283-nucleotide messenger RNA. RefSeq lists its product as hypothetical. The transcript has a single exon. Lineage: Eukaryota; Viridiplantae; Chlorophyta; Chlorophyceae; Sphaeropleales; Selenastraceae. The annotation marks the transcript as partial. The record is from RefSeq and is a predicted model, not a curated record.
CUCCAUCUUCAAGCACGACUCCCUGCGCAUGAACUCCACCAAGUCCAUGAUCGGCCACCUGCUGGGCGGCGCCGGCGCCGUCGAGGCCAUCGCCACGCUGAAGGCCAUCGAGACGGGCUGGCUGCACCCCACCAUCAAUUUGGAGGAGCCCGAUGCGGGCGUCCGCCCCGAGCUCGUGUGCGCGGGCGAGAAGCAGCGGCAGGACGUGGAUGUGGCGCUCUCGAAUUCGUUCGGGUUUGGCGGGCACAACUCGUGCGUGCUGUUUUCGAAGUACAAGGCGUGA